GUCUUCAUUCGCGCCAGUCAUGAAUCGCUUCAUCAGUCACAAAAGRGYUCUAUGUUUUUUGRUGAUUUUAGYUUUCGUAWUUGUCAUCGUAGAAAUCUCUAUGUAUUCGUCUAGCGAACGCAAAGACUCACUUGUGGACACUGUUCAACAGCAGAUCGUCAAUUUCGAAGGUAAAUUAGAUGAUCCAGACUAUGUCAUUGUCAGUGAUGUCCCAGGAAAAUCUCCCCAAUAUGAUGAAAACUGGAUGGAUGRAUAUACAGAAGAUAACAUAUUUUAUGACAAAGUUGAGCACAAUGUUAAUGUGAAAAAGCCUGCAGCAUACGCAGCAAAGCACAAACUCCCUAUUAUUAUGUGGUGGACCCAUUUCACUGGCGAGAAUAUUGUGAAAAGAUGUGAYAUGGGAGAAUGCUAUGUAACUGAGGCAAGAAAGUUCAAGACACAUCCAAGAACAAAGGCAUUUUUGUUCUAUGGAACUAACUUUAAACCCUCAGAUUUACCAUUGCCAAGACUAGCUCAUCAUGAAUGGGGUUUGUUCCAUGAAGAAUCCCCAAAGAACAACCCUAUUUUGCAUCACCAAGACACUAUUGAGCUCUUCAAUCAUACRUCAACAUUCCGUCGUCACUCCGAUUUCACUGUGGUCACCCAGUAUCUCAAUUCAUUGGAUGAACUUCUGAAGCCUCCACAAUUUUCUUUACACAAGAAGAGCAAAAAUGGACUUGCUUCUGUUGUUUACAUACAAAGUGGYUGCAAUCCRCCAUCAGACAGAGAUGCUUAUGUUGCACAACUGAUGAAGUAYAUUARAAUAGACUCAUAUGGCAAGUGCCUUCACAAUAAAGACUUGCCUCCUAAAUAUGUGGAUCCUUUAACAAUGGAUGACAAAGGCUUUCAGACAAUCAUGGCACAGUAUAAGUUCACUAUAUCAAUGGAAAAUGCCAUAUGUGAUGAUUACAUUACAGAAAAGUUAUGGCGUCCAAUGAUUUUGGGYUCUGUUCCUAUUUACCGAGGUUCACCGAGUGUCAACGAUUGGAUGCCCAAUAAYCACUCAAUCAUCCUUAUUGAURAUUUUAAGACUCCAAAGGCUUUAGCAGAUUAUAUCAAGUGGCUUGACAAUAACGACAAAGAGUACCUCAAGUAUCUUGAAUAUAAAGAUGCUGGAGUUACUAAUAAAAAUUUAUUAAACUUCAUGAAGAAAAGACCUUGGGGUCAUGGACUUGAAGAUGGUAACUUUGUAACAGGGUUCCAAUGUUUAGUUUGUGAUCGAAUUCAUGAGAAUCUAAAACUUGCAUCAAGUGGUUCGUCAAUCAAGCAGCAUAUUGCAACACAGGAUCAUUAUGGGUGUCCGGCACCAGUUCAAUUUGAUUUUCCUAUGACUGACAUGCCUGAAUAUGAACGAAAUAUAUGGAAGGACGAGUAUGACUUUACCAAACGACAGUCACAUUAUCUGAAAAUAAGAGUGUUGAAUAGUACUAGAACUGCUUCAAGGAUUAAUAUCAAGAGCACAUUACUUUAGAAAAAAGAGUGGCUUUUUAUUCAUGUUCAUAAAAAGUGUUUAUAAUACAAUAGCAAACAAAGGCGUUAGCAUAGAGAGGAUUUCCCAUGACUUUGCACUGAGACCAUACGGUGCUGUGACAGUGAUGUAUUUUUCGAAAUGAAAUAACAUAAAAAAACAAGGAUUUUUACAAAAAAAUAAUAAAUAAUAUAAAAAUAAUAAAUAAUAUUUUUAGGCAAAUUUCAAAUGGACCUAUAUUUUUGUAUUAAAGAAAUGUGUUGAU
Exaiptasia diaphana is the source of this 1772-nucleotide messenger RNA. Its product is annotated as alpha-(1,3)-fucosyltransferase 10. Lineage: Eukaryota; Metazoa; Cnidaria; Anthozoa; Actiniaria; Aiptasiidae. Gene Ontology annotation, molecular function: alpha-(1->3)-fucosyltransferase activity. Gene Ontology annotation, cellular component: membrane. The transcript has 3 exons. The coding region runs from base 20 to 1510 and encodes 496 amino acids. The record is from RefSeq and is a predicted model, not a curated record.